This is a messenger RNA of Elgaria multicarinata webbii, 2637 nucleotides long. RefSeq names its product EBF transcription factor 1 (gene EBF1). The transcript is spliced from 17 exons. Gene Ontology annotation, biological process: regulation of transcription by RNA polymerase II. Bases 688 to 2502 code for a protein of 604 amino acids. NCBI's taxonomy places the organism in Eukaryota, Metazoa, Chordata, Lepidosauria, Squamata, Anguidae. Gene Ontology annotation, molecular function: RNA polymerase II cis-regulatory region sequence-specific DNA binding; DNA-binding transcription factor activity, RNA polymerase II-specific. The record is from RefSeq and is a predicted model, not a curated record.
UUUGGCUGAAGGGAAAGAGCCAAGAGCCAAGCCGCCAAGAAAGAGCGCACCAGAGACAGCAAACUUGCCACGCUCUUGUCACUGGAAAAUGACACUUGAUGUAGCCAAGGGCGCCGCCGCCGCCGCCGCCGCCGCAGAAGCCGCCGCUCCAGUUGAUCCUAUUGUUUCUUAAACUGCCUUCUUUCUUCGGCAAUCCAAAAGGGGGUGACUUCAGCACAGGAGGGACCGCGGCUUCGUCCUCCGGCUUCGUGUUGUGAUCCCUGCCAGCGAACAAACAAUAAUCAUAAUCUUUUUUUCUUCUUCUUUUUUUAAAAAUAUAUCUGUCAGGCCACCCCGCCGCCCCACACCCUCGAAAAGAACAAGCUCAUCAGGCGGCCAAGAGCAUCAGCGGCCAACCCCGAGGGUGGGAUUUUUGUUCCACUUUGGAUUCUCCCUUCUUCUUUUUUCCCCCCUUCUUCUUUUUCUUCUCCCCUUCAAUGUCUGUGUUUGAUUUUCUCUGAUUUGCUUUGAUUCCAACAGCCGUUCCAGAGAGAAAGAGAGAGAGAGAGAAGAGAGAGAACCGAACCAAACCCCCAAACUCCCUGGCGAUUUUAUCCUUACCCGCACUCUUCUUUGUCGUUGUGUUCUGUGUCGUUGUGUCCCGUUUCGUUUUUCACGACGAAGGGAGGGCUGUGCUCGUUUUGAUUCAUGUUUGGGAUUCAGGAAAGCAUUCAGAGGAGUGGGAGCAGCAUGAAGGAAGAGCCCCUCGGCGCGGGCAUGAACGCGGUCAGGACCUGGAUGCAAGGAGCCGGCGUCCUGGACGCCAACACCGCCGCGCAGAGCGGGGUGGGCCUGGCCCGGGCUCAUUUCGAGAAGCAGCCGCCUUCCAACUUGAGGAAAUCCAACUUCUUCCACUUCGUGCUGGCUCUGUACGACCGGCAGGGGCAGCCCGUGGAGAUCGAGCGCACCGCUUUCGUGGGCUUCGUGGAGAAGGAGAAAGAAGCCAACAGCGAAAAGACCAACAACGGGAUCCAUUACCGGCUGCAGCUCCUCUACAGCAAUGGUAUAAGAACAGAACAGGAUUUUUAUGUCCGCUUAAUCGACUCCAUGACAAAACAAGCGAUAGUAUAUGAAGGCCAAGACAAGAACCCAGAAAUGUGCAGAGUUCUGCUCACCCAUGAAAUAAUGUGCAGCCGCUGCUGUGACAAGAAAAGCUGUGGCAACAGAAAUGAGACUCCUUCAGAUCCAGUGAUAAUUGACAGAUUCUUCUUGAAAUUUUUUCUUAAAUGUAACCAGAACUGCCUAAAAAAUGCAGGAAACCCUCGAGACAUGCGGAGAUUUCAGGUUGUGGUAUCUACAACAGUCAAUGUGGACGGCCAUGUCUUGGCAGUAUCGGAUAACAUGUUUGUGCACAACAACUCCAAGCAUGGGCGGAGGGCUCGAAGGCUUGAUCCUUCGGAAGGUACGCCUUCUUAUCUGGAACAUGCAGCUACACCAUGUAUCAAAGCCAUCAGUCCAAGUGAAGGAUGGACUACAGGAGGUGCCACUGUCAUCAUCAUAGGAGACAAUUUCUUUGAUGGGUUACAGGUCAUAUUCGGCACCAUGCUGGUCUGGAGUGAGCUUAUUACGCCUCAUGCAAUCAGAGUUCAGACACCGCCCCGACACAUCCCUGGCGUGGUAGAAGUUACAUUGUCCUACAAAUCCAAGCAGUUUUGUAAGGGUACACCUGGAAGAUUCAUCUACACAGCUCUGAAUGAACCCACCAUUGACUAUGGUUUCCAAAGGUUACAGAAAGUCAUCCCAAGGCACCCUGGUGACCCCGAGCGCUUGCCAAAGGAAGUAAUACUCAAGAGGGCAGCUGAUCUGGUGGAAGCACUCUAUGGUAUGCCACAUAACAACCAGGAAAUAAUUCUGAAAAGAGCAGCCGAUAUUGCAGAAGCACUGUACAGCGUCCCUCGCAAUCAUAACCAACUCCCAGCCCUCGCUAAUACGUCAGUCCAUGCAGGAAUGAUGGGUGUGAAUUCCUUUAGUGGUCAGCUAGCAGUCAAUGUCUCAGAAGCCUCACAGGCCACCAAUCAGGGUUUUACUCGCAACUCAAGCAGUGUGUCGCCUCACGGUUAUGUGCCAAGCACGACCCCUCAGCAGACAAACUACAACUCCGUCACGACAAGCAUGAAUGGCUACGGAAAUGCUGGAAUGUCCAAUUUAGGUGGAUCGCCAACCUUCUUGAAUGGAUCUGCUGCCAACUCUCCCUAUGCCAUCGUGCCAUCCAGCCCAACAAUGGCUUCCUCCACUAGCCUCCCUUCUAACUGUAGCAGCUCCUCCGGGAUCUUCUCCUUCUCACCAGCCAACAUGGUCUCAGCGGUGAAACAGAAGAGUGCUUUUGCCCCUGUUGUUAGACCGCAGACUUCCCCUCCCCCCACCUGUACCAGCACCAAUGGGAAUAGCCUGCAAGACCAGUCUUUUGUGGACUCUAGCAAGUACUCCACUGCAGGGUCUCUCCAGGGUCUGGCCUUCUCCUGAACUAUAUCUGGCAUGAUAGUUCCCCCCAUGUGAAUGAAUUGCCUUGAAGAAUUAACUAAGGAAGAAGUUGGAUUCUGCUUCCGAACAAAGUCUGACACAAGUCCCAGAGCGGAACUUUUAACUCAGGCCUUUUUU